GUGUGUUCACUUACUAAUAUCCUUUUCUUUUUUUGAGAGGACUACGACGUCGUUCCUUUUCAUUUCCCCUCUUUGUUUCGAUUGAACCCUAGAAAUUAUCUAUAUGGUUUGCAGUAAUUGUUCGAGAUUUUGAUCACCUGAAGCCUUCAAAAUGGAGCUGGCUUCCAUUCAUCUCAGCUCCUACUACGCCGUUUCGCCUAUACGACCACCGGCAUCUGCCGCCAGAAGCUCAUCUUCGUCCCUUCCUAUUAUCAAAGCUACCUUUCCAGAGAUUUAUUCAUCUCGUUUCGUUUCUAAAUCCAAAGGCUUUCUCUUGCCAAGUGAGAAAGUUAGAUGUUCGUCUUCGUCCCAUGCUGCUGGUCUUGAUAAUGCAACAGCUGCAGCGAGUGGAUCAGCUCAAGAACAUGUGUCCUCUGCCGAGAAACAUAUUAUAGAAGAUGACACUGCUAAUAAAAAUGAUAGGAAACACCAAGAUAGUGUGGCUACUGAACAAUUGGAUGACAAUAAAAUGAUACGCAUCUGCGACAAACUAAUUGGAGUCUUUAUGGUUGACAAGCCCACACCAACUGAUUGGAGAAGAUUAUUAACUUUUAGCAAGGAAUGGGACAAUAUUCGACCCCACUUUUAUAAGAGAUGUCAGGACCGAGCAGACAAUAACGAUGAUCCUGGAAUGAAGCAUAAACUACUUCGGCUUGCAAGGAAGCUGAAAGAGAUAGACGAGGAUAUCCAAAGACAUGAUGAGCUUCUUGAUGCAAUUAGCAAGUCACCAUCUGAAGUUGGCGAAAUUGUAUCUAGGCGCCGUAAAGACUUCACUAAAGAAUUUUUUGUCCAUCUUCAUACUGUGGCAGAAUCAUACCAUGACAAUCCAACAGAGCAAAAUGCUGUGGCAAAGCUUGGGAAUACAUGCAUAGCUGCCGUGCAAGCAUAUGAUACUGCAACUGAAAGUAUAGAAGCGCUAAACUCUGCAGAGUUGAAAUUUCAAGACAUUAUAAACUCGCCUUCUGUUGAUGCUGCUUGCCGGAAGAUUGAUAAUUUGGCUGAAAAAAAUCAACUUGAUUCAGCACUCGUCCUCAUGAUUACAAAAGCUUGGUCUGCUGCCAAAGAGUCAAACAUGAUGAAAGACGAGGUAAAAGACGUAUUAUUUCAUUUAUACAAAACAGCCAGAGGUAAUCUCCAGAGGCUUAUGCCUAAAGAAAUCAGGAUACUCAAGUAUUUACUAACAAUUGAAGACCCUGAAGUGCGUAUGAGUGCAUUGCACGAUGCUUUUACACCAGGAGAAGAACUUCAAGGAAUGGAUGUUGACUGCCUUUACACGACGCCGGAGCAGCUGCACACUUGGAUUGGGACAGUGGUUGAUGCGUACCAUUUCAGCCGAGAGGGCACACUCAUAAGAGAAGCCAGGGACAUGAUGAACCCAAAGGUUAUCCAAAAACUGGAAGAGUUAAAGAAGACCAUUCAAGAUAACUUCAUGUGAACCCAUAUGCUUUUGUGACUUCUCCAAUUAUCACACCUCCACAACGACAUCCCUAUGACGAGCACAAGUGCUCUGCGACCUUAUUGCAAGCCGGUUUCUUUGUGAUGAAUUUCUGGGAAGAAUGCUGGAAGAGGAAUUGCAGGAAAGAAAGACCCAUUUCUACUUUGUACAGUAGGAGAUAUUGUGUUCAGUGUCAACAAUUCAUUUCAUUUAAGUAAAAUAGGUCUGAGGAUUGGUUAGAUGUGGUUUACCUAAAUAUGAAGCAGAUUUGUGUAGAAAUUGCUAAUUUUAAGUAAUAAUGCAAAUACAUGCUCUUUGGAAACA
This is a messenger RNA of Salvia miltiorrhiza (redroot sage), 1798 nucleotides long. RefSeq lists its product as uncharacterized. Gene Ontology annotation, cellular component: chloroplast envelope; chloroplast thylakoid membrane. The transcript has 6 exons. The record is from RefSeq and is a predicted model, not a curated record. Bases 152 to 1474 code for a protein of 440 amino acids. NCBI's taxonomy places the organism in Eukaryota, Viridiplantae, Streptophyta, Magnoliopsida, Lamiales, Lamiaceae.